Contarinia nasturtii (swede midge) is the source of this 533-nucleotide messenger RNA. RefSeq lists its product as uncharacterized. The record is from RefSeq and is a predicted model, not a curated record. The coding region runs from base 12 to 437 and encodes 141 amino acids. NCBI's taxonomy places the organism in Eukaryota, Metazoa, Arthropoda, Insecta, Diptera, Cecidomyiidae. The transcript has 7 exons.
AAACGAAAACUAUGGCGAUCAGUUCAUUUUUAAAUUUCAUCUUUGAAAUAAAAACUUCAAAGUUGAUCAAAAUGUUAUAUUUUCGAAGACUUUUGGCAAUCGCAUUAAUCGUUUUGGCAAUUUCAACAUUCUCAGAAUGUAGUGGAAAUGAAGACACAAGUAUCUCCGGUUCCAGUUCAUCUAACACCAAUGAAGUUAAUGAUUCGGCGCCGCAAUGGAAUACACGGGAAUAUCUGCGCUCAGUAGAUGGUCUUGUUCGCGAAAAUCAGAAGAAUCUUAUAGAUGCAUAUGCUAAAUCAACCGGAGAAGAAAGGAAGGAUUACAUUAAAGAAGUGCAGAGUGAAUGGAAAUUAUAUGCUAAAGGUUUUAAGAAUCAAAUCCGGGCUGCUCUGGACUUAGAUAGAGAUGGAAAACCCUUGAAGAAUAAGAAGAAGUAAAACUGACAUUUUUCGAAAUUGUUAAAUUGUCAUUGUAAUUUGAAAAAUAUUUAAAUUCUGCCGAAAUAAAUAAAUAGGGGGAUUUUAUAUUCGUAA